CGUCACAGGUCAGUCAGGAAUUGCUUCCGGUUUAUGAGGGGAUACGCUGAGGGGCUGAAAAUCGAAGUGUUAAAAAGGAGAAAAAUGUUGUUACAGAGGGUGUUGAAUGUCGGCGGUCUGACACUGAAGCACUGCAGAUACAUCCAGCACAGUCCAGUGUGGAGGAGUCCUCUCAUACCCAUCGUUGUAGAGCAGACGGGGAGGGGGGAAAGAGCUUACGACAUCUACUCUCGCCUCUUGAGGGAGAGAAUCAUCUGUGUCAUGGGGCCUAUCGAUGACUCUGUCGCCAGCCUGGUGAUCGCCCAGCUGCUGUUCCUGCAGUCGGAGAGCAACAACAAGCCCAUCCACAUGUACAUCAACAGUCCAGGUGGAGUAGUGACAGCUGGCUUGGCCAUCUACGACACCAUGCAGUACAUCCUUAACCCCAUCUCCACCUGGUGCGUGGGUCAGGCGGCCAGCAUGGGCAGCCUGCUCCUGGCAGCCGGCACCAGCGGAAUGAGGCACUCCCUGCCCAACGCACGCAUCAUGGUUCACCAGCCCUCUGGGGGGGCCCGGGGCCAGGCCACAGACAUCGCCAUCCAGGCUGAGGAGAUCCUGAAGCUCAAGAGACAGAUCAACAAUAUCUACGCCAAACACACCGGACAGCCGCUGGACACCAUAGAGAGCGUAAUGGAGCGGGAUCGCUACAUGAGCCCCAUGGAGGCUCAGGACUUCGGCCUCAUCGACCGGGUCCUGGUGCACCCCCCACAGGCGGGCCAGGACGAGCCCGAGCUGGUUCAGAAGGAGCCAGCUGCAGCAGCUGCUGCGGCGGCGGCGAGUCCUUCCCCGCAGCCUGCAGCCCCAGAGCCGGCCGUCCCCGGGCAGAGCCCCCCGUCCUCAUACAAACCUGAGCCGUGAGGCUCUGAAAGCAGCCCCCCGCUCUGGGAGGGGGGUCCUCCCUGAACUGACACUGCAGGCUCGGUGACCUCCUGGUGCUCCAGUCAGAAAAGACACGUUAAAAUAAGAAAGAAUCUUUGAGACCUUCAUCUGAGCCGACCUCAGAGGCUCAGCCGGGAACGCAAGAGCGCCGGCGGCACAUCCAUGUUUGUGACAGAACUUCAGAGCAGUUUAGCAAACAUCUCGAGAUUUCAAUGCAAGAACACGGCGCUGAAAUAAAACAAAGUGAAAACUA
Messenger RNA from Oryzias melastigma (Indian medaka), 1171 nucleotides. RefSeq names its product caseinolytic mitochondrial matrix peptidase proteolytic subunit. NCBI's taxonomy places the organism in Eukaryota, Metazoa, Chordata, Actinopteri, Beloniformes, Adrianichthyidae. Gene Ontology annotation, cellular component: endopeptidase Clp complex. Gene Ontology annotation, biological process: protein quality control for misfolded or incompletely synthesized proteins. Gene Ontology annotation, molecular function: ATP-dependent peptidase activity; serine-type endopeptidase activity; ATPase binding. The coding region runs from base 34 to 897 and encodes 287 amino acids. The record is from RefSeq and is a predicted model, not a curated record. The transcript has 7 exons.